This is a messenger RNA of Amoebophrya sp. A120, 1766 nucleotides long. NCBI's taxonomy places the organism in Eukaryota, Dinophyceae, Syndiniales, Amoebophryaceae. The record is from the annotation of a GenBank genome assembly.
GACGAGCUAGCUUGGUAUUCAAACGACUUGAUUUAUUGUACAUCCAUCCCCGAAAGAACAAACAGAUCUCCAACUGCAACUACGAAGCACUGGCUUUUCAUCAAUCUCCGAUAACAAGUAGAACACGAAGCAACUGCACCAUCUUCAAAAAAUCAUGUUUGCCUCUCUGUUCGGUUCCGCUGCGGUCGUCGCGACCGACGACAAGCAGCUGACGGAGAACCAAACCGCCACCUCAGACAAAGGUGACGACGCCGCGACUACCACAUCCACCCCGAGCGCCGGGCAGAAGGCUUCUUAUCAAAUGCAAAUAUGUUUUUGCGGUCUGGCGUUGUUACAGCUACUUGGCUUCCUCUUAAUCCCUAGUGCGCAUGACAAAAUGAUGUGACGCAAUUUUUGCGUGAAACAAGCUCGGUUUUUGUCGAUCAUGCGGCAAAAUGAUCAAGGGUCUUCCAGAAUGAAAUCGAAGACAAGCAUCACAAGUUCCUCUUCUCCAGAUCCAGACAUAUUUGCAAUGCAUAAUUCUUCCGCCGCUACCAAGGACGAACCCACCCUGGCAGACUACGUCGCCAUGCAGGCCGAAAUGGUGGAGAAGGACAAGGUAUCACACGUGCAAAAAUAUCAUGAUGUCCUCGUCAUCGUGCAAGCUCUUGCACCAGUCUGGCAUGACCACUGAUCAGUGAUUUACUCAUACCUGAUUCUGCAUGAGAGAUUCCAGCUUUGUUCCCAUACUGAAAGAAAAUUUGUCAUGCAAAAAUUUGCAGUUGCGCUUGCAGUAGAUGGAAACAAAUUGAUGGAGAUGGACACAAAAAACGUUUUUGCAAUAUGCAUACAAGGAGUUGGAAUCGAAGAAGCAGGAGUUCGGCGAGCAACAGGUGAAAUUGAAGUCCUGUGAGGAAUAUGCAUUGCAAAAGUAUCGCACUCUUUCGUUUUACUGAUUGCAGUCCUGCAUGACAAAUCGAACUCUCUGCCUGAUAUGGCAUGACACACUCCGUUUUUGUUCUUGAAAAAAUUUGUAAUGCAAAUUGUGUGUACUGCUUGUGGGAUACUUGUGCAAUGCAUAAGGAAGAGAUUGCCGGUUUGAAAAAGGAGAUCAUGGAUUUGAAACUCGCCACCGCGGCCGGGUUCCUGGCGGGGCUGAAAACCAUGUGCGUCUGCAAGUAAGGACGAAGGGAGCGAUGGUGAGGAGGAAAUUUACGACUAAAAUGGAAGAUUUGAUAUCAGUAGCUGUCAACCAGCACACCGACUGUGGCUGCGAGGAUGUUGAGAAGAGAUCUCUGAUUAAUACCGGAGGGAAAGGUGCGUCGAGGAAUGGUUGGGUGAUGUGGUUGUGGAAGCAAUUUGAUAUACGUCAAAGUGAAAGUAGUUUUACAACACAGAACUUACAAAAUUUAUACACAGAACUUACCAGCAUGAUCUUUUUAUCUAAAUGCGCAAUAAAACAGCAAAAUAGACUGGAGUGCGAGCAGACCGAAACCUGCAGUAAUCGAUGCAGUGAAUAGUUUCAGUUCUAGCAUAGGCAAUGUACAAAGAAGUCCACAUGACAUACACUUACACAUAGCUCUAGGAACAAUGAUUAAGGUAGCUAUGAGUGAUGCGUUACUGGGUCUACGAAUGUCAAGUUUCACUUCAUUCGAGGAGGCAGUGCGUCUCAGAUCUUGAUGAGAUGAAGUAAUCGUAAUAUUUGUGCAGUUGAAGCCAUCUUCUUAGUCUUCCAUUCACCAGUUUUACUGCCUCGUCUACUUUGUCUGUAAACAGCCCACGAGCGG